Messenger RNA from Ogataea polymorpha, 4421 nucleotides. RefSeq lists its product as uncharacterized. The coding region runs from base 200 to 2089 and encodes 629 amino acids. The record is from RefSeq and is a predicted model, not a curated record. Gene Ontology annotation, molecular function: poly(U) RNA binding; poly(A) binding; mRNA 3'-UTR binding. NCBI's taxonomy places the organism in Eukaryota, Fungi, Ascomycota, Pichiomycetes, Pichiales, Pichiaceae. Gene Ontology annotation, cellular component: nucleus; cytosol; ribonucleoprotein complex. The transcript has a single exon.
UUGACCUUUAAACAAAUAAAUUAUACAUCCAUCGCCAAGUUUGCUUUGACAAAAGUAAAACUAGGAGUAUAAUUUACGCUUUCCAUCAAAAAAGUACAAAAAAGUCAAAAAAAAAACUCGAAAAACUCAAAAUAUCAAAUCAUCUUUUGAACCCUUUCACCAGCGUUCAAAUUUUGUCUGAUUGAUAACAGUUCGCAUCAUGUCAUCGGCAGAAAUUAACCAAAUCACCGAGCAGGCCGAAAAGUUGUCUGUUGCCGACCCGGCAGCUGCUGAAACCCCAGCCACCACCGCCGAGGAAUCAUCAACCGCUGAAUCAACCCAGAACUCGGAGACUCUGGCUUCCCUCUACGUAGGAGAGUUGGACCCAUCUGUCACGGAAUCCGACUUGUUUGAGGUCUUCUCGCCCAUCGGACAAGUCUCGACCAUCAGAGUCUGCAGAGAUGCCGUUUCCAAGCAAUCCCUUGGUUACGCUUAUGUCAACUUCCAGAGCCACGCCGACGGUGAGAAGGCUUUGGAGGAGCUGAACUACACCCCAAUCAAGGGCAAGGCCUGCAGAAUCAUGUGGUCUCAAAGAGAUCCUUCUCUCAGAAGAAAUGGCUCUGGUAACAUCUUCAUCAAGAAUUUGCACCCUGCCAUUGACAACAAGACCUUGCACGACACCUUCUCUGCCUUCGGUAAGAUCUUGUCUUGUAAGAUCGCUACCGAUGAAAACGGAAACUCCAAGGGUUUUGGUUUCGUCCACUACGAGGAUUCUGAGUCUGCCAAGGCUGCCAUUGAGAACGUCAACGGUAUGCUUUUGAACGAUCACGAAGUGUAUGUUGGUCCUCAUCUUGCCAAGAAGGACAGACAGUCGAAGAUGCGCGAGCUGAUCGCCAACUUCACCAACGUCUACGUUAAGAACAUCAACCUGAACUGGGACGAGGAUAAGUUGAGAGAAACUUUCAGCCCAUUCGGUGCCAUCAGCUCGAUCUUCUUGAGUAAGGAUGAAUCUGGAAAGUCCAGAGGUUUCGGUUUUGUCAACUUCGAGAAGCACGAGGAUGCGGUCAAAGCUGUUGAGGAGCUCAACAACAAGGAGAUCGACGGGCAAAAACUUUACGUUGGAAGAGCGCAGAAGAAGAGCGAGAGAAUGGAGUCUUUGAAGCACCAAUACGAGGCUGCCAGACAGGAGCAACUGAACAAAUACCAGGGCUACAACCUGUUCGUUAAGAACUUGGACGACUCUAUUGACGACGCCAAAUUGGAGGAGGAAUUCAAGCCUUACGGCACCAUCACUUCUGCCAAGGUGAUGCUUGAUGAUGCAGGCAAGUCCAAGGGUUUCGGUUUUGUCUGCUACAGCUCUCCGGAAGAGGCUACUAAGGCCAUCACUGAGAUGCACCAGAGAAUGGUGGCCGGAAAGCCUUUGUACGUUGCUCUUGCCCAAAGAAAGGAGGUGAGAAGAUCCCAGCUUUCGCAGCAGAUCCAGGCCAGAAACCAGAUGAGAAUGCAACAGGCUGCUGCUCAGGGUGGCAUGGGUCAAUUUGUUGCACCUAUGUUCUACGGCCAGAACCCAGGCUUCCUUCCGCCAGGAGCCAGAGGCGCUCCAUUUGCUGCCCCAGGCCAGCAGAUGAUGAUGCAACAGGGCAUUCCAAGACCUGGCCAGGGUGUUCCAGUGAGCCCAGGUCAAUUCAGAGUGGGUCCUAACGGACAGCCUGUGCCAAUGUACAUGCAACCGGUUUUCAACGAAUACCCGCAGAACGGUAGAAUGCCUCAACAAAGAUACUAUCAAGGUGGAAGACCAGGACAACAGCCUCCUCAAGCGGGACCAAGAGGCAAGAGCGAGGACGGUGCUGUUCCAUCGUUGGCUCAGGUUCUUCCGCAGUUCCCUCCCGAGCAGCAGAAGAGAAUGCUUGGAGAGGAGCUGUACCCACUCAUUGUCGCCACUGGUAAGGCUCAGGACCCAGAGGCUGCUGGUAAGAUCACCGGUAUGAUGUUGGAGAUGGACAACCAACAAAUCCUGGCUCUGUUGGAGGACAGAGACUUGUUCAACAGCCAAUUCGAGGAGGCGCUCUCUGCCUACGAGGAGUACAAGAACAAGGAAGCCAGUGCCUGAAUUUGCUCGAUGCAGGCGCUCUUUGCAUUGCUAGCAGAAUGAAUGUGUACCACGAUUUAUACUGCUUGAGUGUCCCUUUAUUUAGUUCUAUUGGUUUUGUUCCGCUUUAUAGACUACAAUGUAGUUACUAUGGAAGUAUUGAACACCUAAAAGUAUCAAAUUCUGCUUAGAAUAUUAAAGUCUGUUUCUGCGUCUCCGGCCAGCCACACGGCCUGGUUAGUCACGUCUCUCCACAGCUCGAUGUCUUCAGAGUCAGCCACCAUGUUUGCGAGAUCCGGCACGUCGCUGAGCGGCGCCAUCGACGGCAGCAGCGACGGCGAGAAGAACUGGCUCUGGCUCGGAGCUUCCGACACCAUUGGCGAUAAGGUGUCUCGGAACAGAUGGUUUCGAAGACCCGUUUCGCCCAGAUGCAGACCCGAGUCCGGCCGGCUGAGUGAGGAGUCCCUAUUGGCUUGGUCGUGAUCGAAGUCGGGCGUUGGCGCGUCGACGUUGUCUGUGUGUUUUCUGACAAGCUCUAGGUUGCGGCCGUUGAAAUCCAGCAGCGUCAUAAGUUUGAGGACCUGAUCGCGUCUGAGCGCGGCCGGGUGGUUGCCGAGGUUGCGCAUCUUGGUGAACAUGACGAGGGCGUGGUCCAAGUGCUCGAGCGUGGCGUCGUGGACGCCAAACGUGGCGUUGAAAAGCACCAGCGUAGCCGUGGACGUGAACAGAUACUCUCUGUCCAUGUAGCCAAACAGCGCAAGCAUAUUCUCCGGCACGAGCACCCAAAGCGAGCGAAUGGUGUUGAUAGAGGCCUGGAAGGAGGCGUUGAGCAGGGUCAGCACCGUGGAAGAGUACUUUGUGAGGUCGAGAAAGACGCCAUUUUUCGGAUUCUGAGCGCGCAAGUUCACAAGCACAAAAUGGAAUAGCAGGGGCCGCACCGCCAGAUUGAUACCCUGGAAGUACUCGGUCAUCAUGUUGACGACAAGCCUGCUGACGUUGAUUUCUGGCUGCUGAAAGUCGCAGUUUACGUAAUCGGGCAGCUGUUUCUUCCAGUUGAACAGGCUCACCACGAGGUCGUGCACGAUAGGCAGGAUGUUGCUGGACGGCUGGCGCGUGUACAGCCGGCGGAGGAUGUUUGCGUUGAUCUGGGUGAUUUUCACACAGUUGCGAAUAAACUCUGCCUCAGGGAAGAUGUAAUGUUCGCAGCCUGGUGGAGGAUUCGACAUGUCGAAGUCGUCGGGCAGCUCUGUGGAGAUGUCGUCGUCGGUGAGCGAGAGCGGCAGCCCAGCUUUGGACGCCAACAUCCGCUCAAAAAUAUACACGGUCCACCAGAGUCGGCGACGAUGCUCGAGCUCGUACCGAUUGAUGGAGUCUUUGCCGACGUCGACAUGGAAGCCAAGGAUCAGCGAUGCACGUAGCGCUAUUCCAAAGUAGAAGUACGACGAGAUCGUGCAGUCAGCCACUUGCAGGUAGAAUGCGUACAGCAGCAGCACCUCGAUGCCUCCCUUUUUCGCGCAGUUGUCGAUGGCUCCGCUGGAGAAGAGCGCGGUGAAAAGCUCGCUGGCUUGCAGGAAAAACCCGGAGCCAGGCAGCCGUGGCGACUUGGCCAGUUUCUGUUUCUUGCGCUUGUCGUUCAGCUUGUAUCCAUUGAGAUCGUUCACGGUCCCGAGAUAUAUUUCUCCCACCGCAAAAAUAAGCAGCACCUUGCAGAACCAGAUGGUUUCCAGUACAGACUCGUCCUUGCCGUCUCCGCCGAAAUCGGGCUUGGGUCCGCUCCCGUCGUCGUUGUAGAUCCGUCGCAAGUUCUCCUUCACCAGUCCCUCGUUGAAGAAGUAAAAACACCCGUCGUUGUACGAAAUAAACGUGUCUACAAGUAACAUCGCGUAGCUGUAGCUGGGCAGCGCGAAGUUGACGUUCGUGCCCGACCGCGACGGUGUUUGUCCCAGCAUGAUUCUGUACGCGUUGCCCUCGCGCUCAAGCACGGUGUCGCCCAUUGAGCCCAGCUCCGGCGCUUCCAGCGACUGUGAGCCACGGCUCUUCAUCAGCGGGGCCAUCAGCCGGUUGAUCUCCAACCCGAAAAGAGUCAUCGACGAAUUGCCGAUAUAGAACCCCUCACCCGUGCGCGAAUGCACCAUGCUGCCGUACUUGUCCAAAAACGGCGGGAUCACCUCGCUGCCCUUGUGUUCUGUUUUGUUUUCGUGGUUCAGCAGCUGGUUUAUGUUCAUGUUGGUCGAGCUCGUGACCGGCUGCUUAAACAGUGACUCUGGCUCGGUGCUCUUCUGCUUCGCCACAGGGUCUGCAGAUCCUGUCUUUGUGGCGCUGCGCAGCACAGCGUUCUCGAUCUUGAGCCGCG